Molecule: messenger RNA, 744 nt
Organism: Echinostoma caproni
Lineage: Eukaryota; Metazoa; Platyhelminthes; Trematoda; Plagiorchiida; Echinostomatidae
Source: the annotation of a GenBank genome assembly
AUGAGUCGGUGUUCUGCGGCGAGUGAAGCACCAAACUGUUCCAAAACUGGUUCCAAUAAAUAUGUGUUCUCAAAUAUGAUUGUGGAUGAGGAUAUGCGAUUGUGGAGGAAUGCAUUUGAAUAUGUUCUUUCGGACAACAUGGAGGAUCAUGUAGAUGUUCUGCCUCAAAGCGUGUAUCCAAUGCUGACAGAAAAAGGCAAUUGUUGGGUUUGUAUACGCCUCAAAUUGAAUGCAUCUUCAAUGAAUAUUCUCGGUAUUGAACGUGCUCCACCAAAAGACGAGAAAGGCAUGACUUACUUGGCUUUCAUUGCUCACCUACAUCGAGUCUCAGCGGCUGAGGAACUAUUGUCAACAACGUGGAACAAUUCACGGAUUGCGGUCAAUUGGGAUCUUGGUACAAUCAGAACUCCGAUGCGCCGCACCGGAAGCACCGCACAGAAACGCAUCAAAUGUCCAACUAAAACAAAACAAUGCGACCCGAAUAAAUCCACGGGAGUAUCGGAUGCUGUGGCAGAUCGGGCUCGAGGACGCAAAGAGUUGGAAAACAAGAAGGAUGACAUCAAAAUGGACACAUGCAACCUGAUGCUAUGGCCUCUCUAUCCGGCAGCAAUGGAGAUGGAACAGCCCAAAGUUUCACCUUCCGUUGACAUGGACGCGGAUUCGAUGGGUUCCGAUUGUAAUAAGAUAAACCCGUGUGCCGUGGGCGAUCCGAUCACCGCGUUGCUUUGUGUAGCCAUGUCCGAA